Messenger RNA from Anopheles merus, 4440 nucleotides. RefSeq names its product KIF-binding protein. NCBI's taxonomy places the organism in Eukaryota, Metazoa, Arthropoda, Insecta, Diptera, Culicidae. The coding region runs from base 103 to 1866 and encodes 587 amino acids. The record is from RefSeq and is a predicted model, not a curated record. The transcript is spliced from 3 exons.
UGUCAAACACACAACAACAAAAUCAAUGUUUGUUGUUUUCUCCGCUCGCAGCGAAACGCACUCCGUUUUCCACCCAUUAUCGAGCAAAUCCAACAGUGCGGGAUGAAAGUAACGAAGGAAAAUCUUUCCGACAUUCGGGAAGAUUACGAAAAGGCCCAUCGCUACAUCGACGAGGAAAGCAAGAAUGACCCACCGACGGAACCGUUCCGUUCGCAUUACACCGCCCGCGACCUGCUGAACAGUGCGCUGCGAAAGCUGAAAACGCUCUCGGAAGCACUGGACCAGGACAGUGAAGUGGCCACAACCGUACGCUGCAUACACGCCAACAUUCUGAAAGACAUUGGCAAGAUAACGAUCUUUGUGGAGGAACCACGGGGCGAAGUACUGCUGAAGGAGGCGCUUGAGCUGAUCGAAAAGGACAACGGCAAGGAACCGGCCAUCAACGUGCACAUUGAAAUACUCAACCAGCUCGGCAUCAUGGCCUGCAAUCUGUCCAACUUUGCCGAAUCGAAACAGUACCUCGACCAGGCGAAGGACAUCUACUGCGAAACGAAGGAGCUGGACCGGCAACCGCUCACGAUGGCCGAUCUGUUCGGCACGAAGGAAGAGGUGGAGAAGGGCAAGGGGCUGAAGCUGCUCGAAUCGAACCACACGCUCACGCUGUACUAUCUGGCGCAGGUGUUUGGCUUUCUCGACAAUUUGGCCGACUCGGCCCGAUACUGCCACAUGACGCUGCGCCGCCAGCUCGAGUACAAUGAGUUUGAGCACGUGGAUUGGGCGCUGAACGCCGCCACCCUGUCCCAGUUUUACUUCCCCAAGAAUCAUCUCUCCCAGGCACGGCAUCUGCUUGCGGCCAGCACGUUUAUGCUGAAUCGCUACGAGACGGAGGUGGUCGAGAAGAUAACCAAUCCAGCGGAGCGGGCAGAGAAGGAAGAAACACUCCGCUACCGUAUGGCGGACGUGGGCCGCUGUUGGGCCAAGUAUGGGCUGCACAUUCUGUGCGCCUCGAAGGAGCGGCUGAGCGCGGACGAUGAACCGAACGAGCGCGGGGAGAUAGCUGCGCCGCUAACGCCGGUGAAAAAGAUGGACCGCUUCGUUGGGCUCGAUCUGGCCGCGUACGAGGGCCAGGUGACGGACGAGUUCUGUCUCACGUUUGACGACGCGAAGCUGGUGAUGCUGAACUCGCUGUCCUGGCUGAACAAAGCGAAGGAGUACUACACGAAGGAAACGGAAGCGUCACAGUACGCGAAGAUUCUGCAGGACAUUGCGUCGCUGUACAAGCAUUUGGCGUUCUUCGAGGAGGAUGAUGGCAAUCAGUGCAAGCUGUUCAAGCGCGGUGCGGACCAGCUGGAGGAGAUUGUGGAAAUUUUGAACGCAACCUACUACCAAACCAUUUGCAGAGAGGCUUGGUACGAGCUGGGACUGACCUACUCCAACAUGCUGAACGUGAAGCUCUCCCAGCUCGAUGAAAUGCAGGCAAAGGAUCGGCCAACACCGCACGCGCUCAACAAAAUCAACCAUCUGAGCGAGAAGAGCAUUCGGAACUUUAAAAAAUUCAUCGAAUCGUACAAAAUCGAGCUGGACACGCUGGAGCUGCCGGAAACGAUUGACGCGGACGAGAUGCAACCGAUACUGUACGCGUUCUUUCACAUCGGGCGCCUGUACUACCGCAUCAUCACGCCGGACAAGCGGCUGAAGCUGCAGAACACCGAAAACAGCCUGUUCUACUACAGCCGGUUCGUGGAGUGCUGCCAGGACGAGCGGAUGCGGCCACUGUUUGCGCAGGAGCUGGGCGUGUGCAAGGAGAUGAUCAGCCUGCUGCCGCUGAAGGUGGAAAAGCUUAAGAACGAAAUGGCGGAAGGCUAGAUAGAGAGAGAGAGAAGGAAAGACAUUCACAUUUUACUAACUAACUGAUUAAUCCUAGUCGCUAGUGCUUCAGGCCUGCAUAGGUUUGUGAUUGUGGGCUGCACGAGCUCUUUCGAAAAGAAGCCCUCAUACGUACUCAUUCAAUGAAUCAUUUUUUGUGGCUCCCCCAGUAAAGAGAUGGGGCACAGUGCGUGAUAUACGCUUAAAUUGUAGGCUUGUUUAGGAACAAGGGAUAGAACGAGAACCAUGCCCAUAUAGAAACCAGCUCGCAAUCCAAAUUGCUUUGACACUGGGAACCAUUUAAGCUGCAAUCACAUUCAGCAAGCUGUACCAAUGCGCUCCGUUCUGUUCGCGUAAAUAUACACAUUGACGCAAUGCAAACAUUUGCCCUCCUCUUUCAGAUCAGCUGCUGGAGCGCAUUUACUUCACCUAUAUUUAUAGAACACAAAAUUCAGUCCGAACAGUCGCUCCGGACUCCGGUAAAUCAUCCGUUUCCGCAGCGGCAGCGGCACGCGGUACGCAAGCGCGCCCACAUGGUAUUAAUUCCACUGUAACUGCACAGCAACCAGCUGAGAGAGAGAGAGAGCGAGAGAAUUUUGAGGGGGUUUUGUUUUCGAAUCCUGAAUAGAGACUAGCGCAACCGGGCCAAUGUUGAUGCCUUGCCGGAACCUUGACCUCUCUCACUUUCUUGCGCGGCGCCAAAAAGUGGUUGCCGCGAGCGCGCGAAACUCACCCUCGCGCCAACUCUCGGUGGUGGCGGUGGUGCUGGUGGCCCAGUUCUAAAAGGGCUUCGUUCUCUCGCUCGCUCUCUCGCGCGUUUUGAAGCGCUGUGUCUAUCUAACACAUCUUGGCACGGUUCUCAGCACGUUCGGGUGCGUAUAUGUUCUUGGCUCUCGCGCGGCUGUUGGACGCUUCAGUCGAACGAAACCACACAGCCACAAACAUCACUUCCAAACUGCGUUUGGUCAUCUCUCUCCCCUUUGUGCGAGACGCAUUUACAAGAUUGUGGAUUGUUCGUAAAGCCAAAAAAAGCGUGACUACAGUUAGUCGCAACGCUGGACGAAAACUAUCUCCUGUCCCCCCUUUUGCUAGCCAAUUAUCGAGUGUUGUCUAAAAGCGAGCAAACGGCUAGUGCGGCUUAGACGCUUGUGUUGUGCUGCUCUCGUGGUGUUGUUGUGUCGGUUACAUAAGUGAAGGGGAAGAUUAGCGCCAACAACAAAUAGACAACAACAUUGCCCUUUUUGCUUUCCCGUGCUGGAUCGUCAGUUCCCUCCGGACGCUGCUGAGUGUACAUCUACACAACGUUGUACGUUUACGCCUUGAUCGUCACCACAAACCAAUAGUGUCCUUGCGUGUGAACGGUACGGUUCGUUCGCGUGCCUGUCAAGUGCUAAAGCUUACAUAAGCACCGAGUGAAGAAGGAAAAUCCAGGAAGCUUCAGCCGUCAUGACAUCGCCAAAAAUUUCCGCAGACAAAACGACCGACAGCAAUGCGGCCACACCGAAGCACCAGCAGCAGGGACAGAGCAAUGAGUCCAGCGCGGACCCACCGGCCGAUGGAGCAGCGGGCGGUGGUGCGGCGGUACAGGCGGUCGUGGCCGCCACCGUGCAGUCCAUCCGGGAGAGAGGCUUCUACGGUUGCUUCAGCUGGCUGAAGGUGUUCCGCUUUGCUAACCUCAUGAUCAAGCAGGGCUGCUAAACGACUGGGGGACAUUCAACAGCACACCUUUUAUCGAUUGCCAACAUAAACUGCUUGGAAAAAUUUAACUGCGUACAUAUUUACAUUUAUAUAUCUAUAUUUUUUUAGAGCAACUUAGAAGUGUGUUACGGAAUCAGCAUUCCUGUUAGAAUUGCGUCCCGUAAAAUACCGGAUGUGCGUGUGUGUGAGAAAAACGGCGGAACAUUCACUCCAAUUCCCCGCCCUCCGUGUGACACGUGUUUCGUUUGCGCGGCGCAUUCGUGUGCGUGUGUGUUGGCGCGUACGGAACUAAUUUAAGUCAAUAUAGAUUUCUCGCUGUCGGAUGGCCCUGCGGAACCAAUUAAGGGAUGGUUUGCGCACACACAACGGGCACACGAAAUUUGAGAGCAGCACUGCGUUAUCGUGCAACAGGGCUGGGGUGGGAAAAAGGGAGCGUAAAAUAAAAGGGAAAACAACAUAUGAAGCAUACCGACGAAUGAAACGUGUGCAGGUCGCUGAUUACGCCAUAAAUAUCACCAUUAGUAAAGGGGGAAGGGGGGAGGGGGGGAGGAAAACACAGUUGGUUAACAACUUAAGAAAACAGGGCAGUGGAGACGGAAGAAAAGGUAACAAAAACACCCAAAAAAAAAACAAUACUGUGGUUAGUCCAAGGUGAGACAUAAAAGAAACCUAAAACAAAUAAGCUACUAAAUAAAUCAUUAAACUAUCCGUCGUCAUCAAUCGCUGAUAGAAGGCUACAAUGCAAGUCCGUUAAAACUUAAUCCGCCAGGAUAAUGGCUGCCACUAUCCUACUUCCUCGUAGCAAAGACAGAGAGCAGAAUAGAAAGACAGUGUGUAGAAUGUGAAAGUGUAAAAUCCACAAAUAAUACAACAAAA